Poecilia latipinna (sailfin molly) is the source of this 1262-nucleotide messenger RNA. RefSeq names its product ergosterol biosynthesis 28 homolog (gene erg28). The record is from RefSeq and is a predicted model, not a curated record. The transcript has 5 exons. Gene Ontology annotation, molecular function: protein-macromolecule adaptor activity. Gene Ontology annotation, cellular component: membrane; endoplasmic reticulum. Lineage: Eukaryota; Metazoa; Chordata; Actinopteri; Cyprinodontiformes; Poeciliidae. The coding region runs from base 264 to 695 and encodes 143 amino acids.
AUUGGCUUACCCUGUGGCCAAAGAUUGGGGAAAAGUCACCGUUUCAAAUGUAGCUAAAUACUCGGUUGGCUGAAGUCCACCUGUGGUUUUUAGUAUUUUGUCUUGCCAGAUUGUGUUUUAGAAACAUGACGACGCUGUAGUCUGGCUAUCGCUGAUGACCUUGAAUGUGUGCGUUAAGCCGCUCGGUUGCUCCUGCGGUCUGAGCUUUCCUGGACUACUGUGAGCCGACAGACUCUCUGACAGGUGCGUCACUGACAGCAAAUAUGAGCCGCUUUCUGAACGUCCUCCGGAGCUGGCUGGUGAUGGUGUCCGUCAUCGCGAUGGGAAACACCGUGCAGAGCUUCAGGGACCACAGCUUCCUCUCAGAGAAACUGUACACGGGAACGCCAGAGUUUGUAAAUGGUCUCCAAGCUCGAACAUUUGGUAUUUGGACAUUGCUGUCGUCAAUCAUCCGCUGUGCCUGUGCCAUUGAUAUCCAGAACAGAACGCUGUAUCACAUUACCUUAUGGACAUUUGUGUUGGCACUGGGUCACUUUCUGUCGGAAGCAUUCAUCUACAAAACUGCACCACUGACUAUUGGAGUGAUGGCACCACUCCUUGUUGCAAGUUUUUCCAUCAUAGGAAUGCUCAUUGGAUUCCAGUGUUUUCCAGAGAUUCAGGAAGAAACGGGAGCACGGCAGAAGAAGCGAAACUAGUUUCCUCCUCCUCCUAUUGGCCGAAUCCACCACCAGCACACAAGCUUGGACCAGUAAUUGUGUGCCGGCUUUGGCAUCAUGAAAGAAGUUCACAUGUAAAUUACUUUUUUGAGAGACUUUGUAUUUUACCCUUUACAUCCUUUGUAUAAAUAUAUAUUUUAUCGUUGACAGUGCAGUAGUGGGUUUGCAGUGGUGGGGGUGUUCUGGGUUUACCUACUUAACAUUCAAAGGAGCAAUAUUAUAGCAGGGUUAAGCCACAUAGUAAUCUGGAAUAUAAUUUUUUCACUUCAUCUCUAUUUUUUUUCAUCAGUUCAGACUUACCAAAGAACUACAUCAUGUAACUGUUUUACACACACACACACACACACACACAGUAGCCGUUUGAUUUUUACCUCAGAAACAAAGUUGAGGUUUUAUGAACUCGCAAUAAGAAAAGUAUUUAUCUGCACAGCAAUUCAGACAUCUUGAUUUUAAAGGUGUAAUUGUUUUUUUUUUUUUUUUUUUGCAUUAUUUUCAGGAAAUCAUCCAUGCUCGAUAUUUGAAUUAAACUUCACAUUUUUUGCCAGC